This is a messenger RNA of Bufo bufo (common toad), 1386 nucleotides long. It is a transcript of the gene THTPA, whose product is annotated as thiamine triphosphatase. Bases 425 to 1102 code for a protein of 225 amino acids. Lineage: Eukaryota; Metazoa; Chordata; Amphibia; Anura; Bufonidae. The transcript has 5 exons. The record is from RefSeq and is a predicted model, not a curated record. Gene Ontology annotation, molecular function: thiamine triphosphate phosphatase activity; magnesium ion binding. Gene Ontology annotation, biological process: thiamine metabolic process; thiamine diphosphate metabolic process; dephosphorylation.
GCGGCACCAUAUUCCCUCCCCCAGCAACUGAACACACUGCUGUAUUCUUCGUGAGCAAUGUCCUUUGGCUGCAGAUUCCCUGCAUUAUGAACUCAGAUCAAAGCCUUUAUGUGCUGCACCUGUGGGGUCUAGAAGUCAAUUCACCCUCAAUUACUCAAAGAAGCCCCAGAUCUUCAACUUCUCCAGCCAAGUCCACCUCAGAAUUGACCUUAGUCUAGAAGAAAUACUGAGAUUUAGUUAUUCAAUUUCCUGAACAUUAUUAUGGGGCGGCCAUCUUGCCUGAGCUGUUCUUAAUAGCAUUCAUGAAGCCCUUGGUCAGGAGGGGACUUUAUUGUCUUCUAUGGGAGAAUUUUCUAGGCAUGAUCUGUGCACAGGUCAUUGUACAAGAAAGAAGUAGACAAGCUUUGACAGUCACCUAUUGUGAAUGGUGGAUCCUGUGUUAUCUAUACACACAGAAAUGUCUCCCUCUUCACAAUUACCUGGCCUCAUCGAGGUGGAACGCAAGUUUGUCCCAGGACCAGAUGUAGAAAUAAAACUGUGCGCACUAGGGGCAAAGCUGCUUGAAGAGAUAACGUUUCGAGACUCUUACUAUGAUAGCCCUGAUCUACGCCUGACACUGAAUGACAUGUGGCUGAGAAGGAGGGGAGACAGUUGGGAAUUAAAGCACCCACCACAACGAGGAGCCAAAGGCCUUAAAGGAGCUUCCACACAAUACAUGGAGCUUACUUCUGAAGAUGAUAUUAUUCGCAGAGUUAGUGAAGAGCUGGGUGUCCCUUGUCCACUCAACAUAGAAUCUUUUGGAUUAAAUGAAUUUGCCAGUUUUGUGACACGCAGGCGCAGGUUCCUGUUGCCUCUUGCUGAAAACUCAGAUCCUAAAGUUGUUGUUGACCUCGAUGAGGCGGAUUUUGGUUUUACAGUAGGUGAAGUGGAAGUCCUUGUAAAAACGCAGGAAGAAGUUGAAAAUGCUUUCAAGAAGGUGGAAGAAAUCUGUAGACUACUAGGAGUAUUCCGGGAGACACCAGUCCAGGGCAAAGUGUCUACGUUUCUCCAGAUGAAUCGUGCUGAUCUUUACAGACAACUGUUGGAAGCCCAUGUGAUUUGAUCUUUGUAUGGACUGAAUACAGGAAAAGUCUACUGGACACUCCAUUGUACUGUAAUAAAUAAAGCUGUGUGUGUUGUCUAGAAUAAAUGCCAUGUAUGUCAAGCAAGAUAACAAGCCUUUCCACUACAAAUCACCUUUAAAUAAUCCUUGUAACAGCCUUACACUGUGAAGUUGCUAGAUGUGUAAUUCAGCCAUACCUUUUUGUCUGGAAUGAUACUGACAAAGGAAAAAAUUUCACUCCAUUCCUUAAUUGAGCAUAUGUCUAAUAAAGGUGAGAACAUCUC